UUAUAAUUUUAUUAAAUGGUUAACAGCGUAUUAUUAUGUGUUCUUAAUAAAGCACUGAACUAGAAUUAAAUAUAGUUUUCUUAUUUUCAGGGCAUUCACAAUGCACGCGAUUCCGAGUACAUCAAGUAGAAUAUUGUAUGAUGUUCCGUGCGUAGUUUGUAAGGACCAUUCUUCAGGCAAGCAUUACGGAGUUUUUGCUUGUGAUGGUUGCGCUGGCUUCUUCAAGCGUUCAGUUCGACGUGACCGCCAAUACGCCUGCAAAGCCCGUUCACCUGGCGCCUGUCUAGUCGACAAAGCACAUAGAAAUCAAUGCCGCGCUUGCCGACUAACAAAGUGUCUCAACGCUGGCAUGAAUAAAGAUGCUGUCCAACAUGAACGAGGACCUCGUAAUUCUACAAUACGACGGCAAAUGGCACUUUUCUUUCGAGAACCUGCCCCUGAUGUAGGUUUACCAACGCCGCCAGCUUUAGAUUUAGUCUUGACUAAACAACAACCGAGAACUGAUGUUCUGCUCCCACCGUUGCCCCCACCAGCACCAAUGCGCCCAAUCCCUGCAUUGUCAUUAUACCAUAAUCCCUAUAGCUCCAUCUAUGGUGGAAUUAAUUCUUGGUCACAACAUCCACCUCCGGUUAUGCUGUCGAUGCCAUCACCUCCUCUUUUAACACUACCUACAUCAUCUCCAGAAGCUAUAAGUGACGCCGCAGCAAAGAUUGUCUUCCUUAAUGUUAAUUGGAUCAGAUAUGUGCCGGGUUUCGAGAGCUUAUCUAUAACAGACAAGAUAAUAUUACUUGAAGAGUCGUGGAAAGAAUUAUUCGUCUUGGGUCUGGCACAGUUAAUGCAACCAGUUAACUUGAGAUCACUGCUAAUACAGGACUUACAAAAGAUUGAUACACAUCUUGUCGAUGAGUUCCAGUUAAUCCUUAGUGAUUUGUAUAAAAUUAAUGCUGAUAAUAAUGAGUUCUCUUGUUUGCGGGCGAUAUCUUUAUUUAACUAUAGCCACCUCGCUACUCAAACAACAAGGAACUUUGAGGAUUUAGGAGCCAUUUCUUCACUCUCUAGUUUCUACCAACUUUCUCUGCAGCAGUAUGAACUGCGCAUAAACCCAUUAGAUAUUGGCCGAGUUACGAAAUUAACACAAAUACUGAGAGACAUAAAAGUGUUGGAUAGUGCUAUCAUAGAAGAGAUCUUUUUGCGGCCAAUGAUUGGAAAUAGUUCUGUGGAAAAAUUAAUCUUAGAUAUAUAUACAAGAAAACCAUAACAGGCCAAAUAAUAUAUAAAAAUGAACUACAGCGUUGUUUUUAUUAAAAGAAGACAUAUUAUUAUAAUAUCUUAAAUGUGAUAGCUAAAGCUAAUAGUUAAGACGCAUUUCAUAAUUUUGUUGAAGUCUCUGAGUUGAAGGACUCGGAAAAGGCGUGACAUAAAAUUUUGCAAGAAACGAAGCCAGCCUCCUGAUGUCAUAUAGUUUUUUGGAUAUCUGCCAAUAUAAAGUGGUAAACCUUGAGUUCGUCAUUCAGACUGAAAGCUGUCAAACUAUUUUAUAAAACUUGAUAAUUGUUUAGAAUAAUGUGAGUGAAGUUUAUUUUAUUGUAAAAACUUGUUAAGUUUUCUAGUCAAUUGGUAGGAUAAUGUUAUUGGUAUGGAAUUUAACCGAACCCGUUUAAUUAGAAAACUUUAAUAUAUCACUAAAAUAAUUUUAACUGUAUAAUGUAUGUUCUUAAUAGUUUUGAUGUAAAAUUUAUAAUUAUAGGAAUGAUAAAAAAUAAUAGAUUUUUUCUGUAAAGAUAGAAAUAGGUUAUAAACCUGUCGUUCUUGACCCACGUCGUCGAUUUGAAAUUCACGAUCUUUCACGAUUUAUCACAAUAAACAAUUUUACGUACGGCAAAUGAAUUUGAAAUGAAAAAUAAGAAUAUUUUUGUAUUGAGCCAAGUGAUGCGUCGUAGCAUAAACGAUUGAAAAACAUGUUGCGUCAUUGCAAUGAUGCAUUUUGCUUUAGAGAAUAAUUUUUAUCUGACUAUAAAACGUAUGUCUUAAGGCAUUUCAGACAUUCAUUAUACAUUGAUAACUUAAUAACAUACAAAGACAUACUAAGGUUUCUAAUAUGAUCCGUCCCGGUAGAAAGUUAGUGCGGCCCUUGAGCUUCCUAAAGGCAGCCCCGACAGGUUUGUGAAAACUACCCGAGGAGGUUUUAGUGGAUAUUCCCCAUCCGUUUAUCAAAUCAGAGAUUCUGGUGUGGGUAGAGCCCACUACCUUUGAGAUCAAUGUGCAAAUACACAUUUACUUCGAUAUAAAACAAAACAUCUGCAUCGUAUUCAAUUAUGCGUAACUGAAAAAAAUGUGAAAACCAAAUAUCCCUACGUAUAAUAUUUUUUUGCAGUGAUUUCGAGGGAUUUAAAUCUUUUAGGUCAGGGUAAAAGUUUUACAGAAUAUUAAAAUAAAACCUUCAUGUUUAUUUUUAUAUUAGGUGUUCUGAUAAAAAACACGUAAAUGAGUUUUGUCAAUCUUUUGUUCUUAUUAACCUGACAUUGCUUAAAAAAAACCGAAACAGGUGGAAAUUCUGGAAGGUAUCACCUUCUGUCCUCUUUCGUGUAUCUCAUCAAGGUUUAUAAGGUUUCUCCACUUAAAUAUCAAGCUUUUUUGUGUACCCAGGCAGGCUUUUUGGAAUGGGACAAAAAUAUUUUCUAGUAAAUUCACAGUUUAUCAGCUAUGUAAAAACUACCACAUCAGCCCUGGCUGGUUAUUAUUAAUUUAAAAAAUGUAUUAUAAUCAAUGUGCUGUGCAAUUACCAAUACUUUUCGAGAUUUCCUUUCUGAUUAUAGAUUUAUUAAUGUUAUAUUUCAUGUUAAUAAAUCUAAAAACAGUUCAAAAGUGUUAACAGGAAAUAUCACUAUGUAGCUUUGAGUACACACAAUAGACAAAAAUCUGCGUAUUGGAUCGAAUUUUGCACUAUCGUCGCCUCUUUAAAUCACAUCUUGACGAUUCAAACAGGAAACAUCCAUCAAGUUAUCGUUCAAUGUUUUACGUAACGUUGAGCUUACGACGCACUACACCACUUUCAUCCAUAUUUAUCUAUUUCCGUAUACAAUUUACGAAUAAUUUUCUAUUUUGAGUAAAUAGAGUAAAAAUCUUAUAUGACAUUUUCUUGGGUCAAACCAUUCAGCACUCUCUCCGAGAUUUCACACAGCCUACAUUGAUCAUAAUUUUAAUUGGAAACCGGUAGCGUAUGUAAUAAUAUAAAAUGUUGACACUAAAUGAAGAAUUUAUUAUUAUAA
Pieris rapae (cabbage white) is the source of this 3269-nucleotide messenger RNA. RefSeq names its product protein tailless (gene tll). Gene Ontology annotation, biological process: anatomical structure development; positive regulation of transcription by RNA polymerase II; cell differentiation. Bases 101 to 1258 code for a protein of 385 amino acids. The record is from RefSeq and is a predicted model, not a curated record. Gene Ontology annotation, molecular function: zinc ion binding; nuclear receptor activity; RNA polymerase II cis-regulatory region sequence-specific DNA binding. The transcript has 4 exons. Lineage: Eukaryota; Metazoa; Arthropoda; Insecta; Lepidoptera; Pieridae.